Molecule: messenger RNA, 8228 nt
Organism: Lymnaea stagnalis (great pond snail)
Lineage: Eukaryota; Metazoa; Mollusca; Gastropoda; Lymnaeidae
Source: the annotation of a GenBank genome assembly
UGAUGCCUCUCGAAAGAGCUCUUUUGGUUUAUGAAAUCAUACCUUUAUUACUCAUCAACAAAUAUGGCGACCACAAACGGAAUUGCUUCAAGCCCAACUGGAAGUCAGAAUGCAGCGAAUUCUGGAAGCAGAAGAAAUCAGGUCCUCAUCAAAUUAUAACUGUCUUGAGAAGGUUUAUUUUAAUAUGCGAAUUAUUAUAAAAACUUACUUUCCAUUUCUAGCUAUUAACUCUUUCUCUCCGGAAUUAAUUUCCGUGUUCUGACAGAAUAAUCAAUUUUGCCCAUUUGUUACCUACUACUAUGAUAUCUAUAAACCAUCAUAACUUUUUUGUUUUUCAUCAGAAAAUGUUAAGUUUGGUGUGGAAUUAAAGAGGAAUGCAUGCUCUUUGCAAACAAUACAGACUUUGGUUUAAAUUUUAAUAUAUAAAUGUGAUAAUGAAUAAGAUUUAAGGAAAAUAAACAUUUUGAUAACUUGAGAAAUCUCCCGGGUUUCUGCCAUCUUGGUUGACACAACCCGUUAAUUCUGUCACUAAACCUAAACUAAAUGUAUCCCUAUGCCUAACCUGAACCCUAAAUUGAUCCGUAUGCCUAACCUGAACCCUAAAUCGAUCCCUAUGCCUAACCUGAACCCUAAAUCGAUCCCUAUGCCUAACCUGAACCCUAAAUCGAUCCCUAUGCCUAACCUGAACCCUGAAUCGAUCCCUAUGCCUAACCUGAACCGUAAAUCGAUCCCUCAACUUAACCCAAACCCUAAUUCACUGCAACUAUAAUAAACAUGCAAAUGACGGGCAGGGGAUGAUACUCAACAUUAACCCCAAUGUGUAAUAAAAAUUUGUUUUUUUCUGAACUAUAUCCAUGUGUGCAUCACAAAUAAUAAAGAUCAACUUAAAAAAAAGAACAAAAUUAAACACUAGAGCACAUUAUCCAUUGUCACCGCCACACAAAAUAUUUCCCAAAAAACUAUUUCCACUGGAAACAAUCUGUUGCUAUUAGAAAAUAUUUGCAUUGUAUCCUUGUAUGUACUAACAUUUAUUAUGAUAAAUGGAAAAUUUACCAUAAAUUUGGUAUAUCUUUUCAUCUGGGUUUAGCUAUGGUAAGGCUGAAAACAAUCCAUAUGGAUAUGCGGACUUGACUCACAUCCAGUACAAACAUAUGCUAUACCAGUACAGUUUGUCCUGUUCUAUGUUUGCACACUGUCCUUUUUGGAGCUAAUAGGCAAAUGUUUCGCUCUGAUAAGUCUUGUUGGAGUGUUGAUUUUAAUUUUGUAGGAAGCAUACUCAUUUAUUGAGAGUGCAAGCUUGUGAAUAAUAUGUGUCAGCAAAGUAAAAAAAAACAACCAGUCAGUGUCAUUUGACUAUCUAUUCACAAUACAAGCUCCAAAUUUACACCUAUAAAUAUAUAUAUAUAUAACAAUUGAUUUAAAAUUUAACGCAAGCAUAUAAUUAGUUCAAAUUCAAUAAACAAGUUAAUUUUUUUUUCUUUGUCAGGAUCAUUAUGUUAAUAAUAUUUUUCUUCUCUUAAAACAUUUUUAUUAGGUUAUGGUUGGUGAAUUGCCCAAUGAUUUCUUACGUACUGGUCCACAAUUAACUCAAGAGCAGGAAGAUGAAAGAAUUGCAAGAAUUUUACAAGCACAGCAACAAGCAGGUGUAAAUGUUGUCUCUGCAGCUAGCUUUGUUGGAAGAUUGAGUAUUUCUGUUGUUCAGGUAAUAAUGUCAUUGUCUAUAAUUAUAUUAGGAAAUUAAUGCUAAAUAAUUUUAGACGGUAGUAACUUAUUAUUUAGUCAUUUAUCCAUAAUAAUACCUUGAGAUUGAGUGGAUGGUAUUUAAAAAAAAAUAGUUUUAGCUUUGUUACCAGUAUAAUAAUUAUUUUGUCUUCUGAUUUUCAGGCAAAGCUCAUAAAGAACUAUGGCAUAACAAAAAUGGAUCCAUAUUGUCGCGUACGCAUAGGUCACACUGUGUUUGAGACUCCGACAGCCUACAAUGGAGCUAGAAAUCCAAGAUGGAAUAAAACUGUGACAACGUAAGAUUUAAAAAAAAAAUGGUUAAUUAGGCUUGACUAAACACUUGAAAAGGCUUGCUAACUGUAGAAUGUUAAAACAUAUUUGUGUAAUGUUUAAAUUGGUUAGUUUAUAAUUUUUAUUUCAUGAAAUUUUCUGUAUAUUUUUGUCAAUUUGAAUUAUAUGGUACACUUGGUAAGCCUUACUUUACUCUAUGUCAUUCAUCUUUUUAGGGGAAAGAGUGCGCUUCCAUUUGCUCAUGCACUGGAAAGUUCUCUGUCCUGUGUAAGCUAAACAGUCCUGAAAUAUAAAUAUUUUAUUUUAAAAAUUUACAUUGUAACUUUGUCUUUUCUUCUUAGUUAUUUGCCUUUCGGGGUUGACUCAAUGUAUUUGGAGGUAUUUGAUGAGGUAAGGCAUUAAUAUUUAAUUUAUUCCCAUCUGUCACCGGACUCGCAUUGAGUAAAUGUGACGUUCAUGGUUAAGGAAAUAAAGUGCAAUGAAAUAUCCCCCCCCCCCAAGUCUAUCAGCACAUUGAACCGAUGCGAAAAAACAAAUAUAUAACUAAAACUAUUUAUAUGUUUAUAUUAUAUAUAUAUAUAUGGAAAGAAGAUGAAAACUCUUAGCUUUCCUUAUUAAAAUGACACCAUUACAGAAGUCUCAGAUAAUGUAUUCUUUGAUUGCUAGUGGUCUGUGAGGAUGCAUUUGGGUGCUUCCUUUUGGGACCCCCAAAUAAUAUAUUAUUUAGUCAUGACUGAUUGAUAAUAAAUACAACUGAAUAGCUAAAUUAUUAUAUAAUCCUUAUUGUUUAGCUUCGGUCCUUCCUCUUGCUCCUUCCUCAAUGUCUGCCUCAUUAACCUAGUGCUGAAAUGAUCAGUCAAUGACAUGCUUCUUAAUGGGAACAAAUUAUUUUCAAGCGAUCUUUCACAAUGGAUGACCGCAUUGCAUGGGCACACAUCAAUAUCCCGGAAGCAGUGAUGACUGGAGAGACUCUGGAUGAAUGGUUUCCUCUUAGUGGCAGACAGGGUGAUGACAAGGAGGGUUCAAUAAAUUUAGUUUUGUCACUGACAGUAAGUUCCCUUUUUUAAACAGCGCUGCUAAUUAUCCAUUUUUUUUUUCAACAUAUGUAUUUUGCUUGUCUACACAUAAAAGAAUUUAUUUCAUAGAAAAUAAUUCAGUAUAACCAAAAUCUAUUCCUUUCUAUUAUUUUAAAAAAUUUUUGCUUUUAAAUGUUGUAUUGUUUUUGGAGGAAUCUUUUUUCAUUUUUCUAAAACUGUCAAAGUUAUCACUCUUGAAUAUCUUGUGUUAUAUAAUUUGUAUGAUAACUGUGCCACAAGAAAUCACUCUUGAAUAUAUUCAGCUAUAUUUGUAUGAGAACUGUGCCACUAGAUAUCACUUUUGAAUAUCUCGUGCUAUAUUUAUAACAGAACUGUGCCACUAGCUCUUGAAUAUUUUGCAUUAUAUUUUUAUGAGAACUGUGCCACUAGAAAUCACUCUUGAAUAUCUUCUGCUAUAUUUGUAUGAGAACUGUGCCAUUAGAUAUCACUUUUGACUAUCUUGUGCUCAUGGGCGCCCGCAGGUAGGGGCAAGGGGGGGGGGCACUUGCCACCACCCCCCCACCCCCCUGGAUUGAUUGGAUAAAAAUUUUUUAGACAAAAAUUAGACGAAAAAUUGAUUAAAGUUAAGAGAAAAUAAAGAGAAAGUAACUAAGCUGAUGUCCUGUCCAUUCGUUCACCAUACAAAUACGCUACAGUAAAUUAAAACUAUAUUAAAACAUUACUUAAAAAAUUUUGCCCCCCCUGGAAAGUUAAUCGAUUUUUUAAAAAAAUUUUCCCCCCCCGGAAAAAUUAUUCUUUUUUUUUCCCCCCCCCCCCCCCCCAGAAAGUUUUCUGCGGGCGCCCAUGCUUGUGCUAUAUUUAUAACAGAACUAUGCCACUAGCUCUUGAAUAUCUUGUGUUACAUUUUUUUAGCAGGCUCCUGUUGAGAACAAUGUGAUUAGCUAUACCUACACCACCCCUGUGCCUAUGAUGAUGCCUAUGUACUACCCACCUCAACCUCAAGGCACAAUAGGCUACCCACCACAACCUCAAGGUACAAUAGGGCUCAUUAUUUUGAAGUUCUAUACAUGAAUGCAAAUUAAUACUGGUACCCUACAAAGAAUCAGAGAUUCAAAAACCACAAAAAAUGUUUGAAGUACACUUCGAUGCAGAGAUGGCUUACCAAAUUAAAGCUUUAGCUUGCUUGUGUCAGAGCUUGUGAAUUAUGCAAUUUCUUGAUCUUCUUAAAACUUAGAAUAAUAAUUAUUUUCAUUCAUCUAAGUACACUGGUACCAACAAUAACUCUUUCAUAAUUGAAAGUUAUUUUUUUGUUCUCUCCGCAUAACAAUUUUGUCUUCAACUUCAUCCUUUUCACAGCUGUUGUUAAUGUAUAACACAAGUUGUUCUUUUGGGAUUCAUGGCCAUGCGCACAUUCACAAAAAAAAUUAUUUAUAAGACCUUAAGUGCAUAAAAUAAAAUAACAACUUUUUUAAACCAGGUGUACUGUAGGUUAAUAACUAUUUUAAAUAUGCUUUCGCUCUCCCUCAGCCGGGUGUAUUGUAGUUUAUUCCCUAUUUUUGAUAAGCAUCCCCCCUCAGCCACAACUUUACAGUGUUGAUUCACCUCUAUUCAGUAAUUAAUAUUUCAUAGACUAAUUAGCUCAGCUUUCUUUCAGUGAUGGGACCUAUGCCAGGUGGCCAAAUACCUGUCUAUCCCCCCCAACAACCUCAGGGUCCCAUGUAUACAGAAGAAGAUUUAAAACAGGUAACUUAUUAUUUCUACAAAUUUCAAAGGUGCACACUUAAAUUGGGCUUUCAAUGAAAAAGAUUUUUUUUUUCCUGUAUUAAUUUACAAUUGUUACUAAUCAUUUUUAAAAAAUGAAAAUGUUAUCAAAGUUACAAGGAUAGUUAGAUUGGUUGGUUUGGGUUACGGUUACAAGGAUAGUGAGAUAGGUUGCGUUCGUAGAGUGUGUAAUAGUCUAAAGAAAACUAACAUCCAAGUAUAAUUAUUUUUGUCCUGACAGGUGAAGGAUAUGUUUCCUAAUAUGGAAGAUGAAGUGAUCAAAUCUGUGUUGGAGGCAAACAGGGGAAACAAAGAUGCAACUAUCAACUCCUUGCUGUCAAUGAGUACUGAGUAAGGUGUUGCCACCUGCGUCAACAAUGUCAAUACAUUACCGAGCCCAAAGGUGUUGCCUGUAUCCUGAUUCCAAAUUUUUUUUUAAAAACAAAAUUCAAACAUGCAAAAUACUCUUGAGAUUUACUUUUAUGAAAUUAAGCAUUGUUUUUAUAUAUAUGCUUUCCACACAGAAAUGUAUAAAAUUUAAGUUUUAAUGCUUCAAUAUAUUUAAAAAGUAUGUUGAAAAUAUGCAUAAUUAUGUUUUGAAAUGGAAUACCAUAUUCCAUAUCAAAUCCAUCAUUCAUUUUGAGUACUUUGGCUGAGUGUAGUGUUUCACACCUCCAAAUUUGUUUUAGCAGUUGAUUCAAAAUUAAACUAUUUCCUUUUUUUUUUCUUCAACUCUAUUUACUUAAUUAUUAAAUUAGUAUACUGGGAGGGUAAUCAAGUCAUUUACAGGGAGAUAUGAUAUACAGAUUAACUAGUGGUAUCUGUAUUUUCAGCAACUUUGCAGAAUAUAUUAUUAUUGAAAGGAAAGUAAGGGUUGCUCUCUGUUUUCAAUUCUUGAUAUAAUUGUUUUCUUGUUUGCUUUUACUAUUUUUGCAGACUUUUUUUUUUCUUUAUUGAAUAUUAUUUCAAAUUAGUGUAGUAAAUAAUGUAUAUUAUCUCCUUUGAAACCUGACUGAUUUUACUCCCUGUUUAUUCCUAAAAUAGAUUGCAAUAAGUAAUUCGUUUUAAAUUUCAUUUGAUUUCUCAGUCAUUUCUUUUAUUAAGUUCGGAGGUGUAGUGGACAAAAUUUUACAGAUCAAAAAGUGAAUUGUUAAAAUGUCCUACAUUAAGGUACACAACUCUGUAAUGAGUAAGAUGUAUUAUCAAUUUUUUUAUGUAUGCAUUAUUUUUUUUUUUUUACCAACUGGCAUGAAAUCAGUUUCAAUUGUUAUUUUUCCAGAUUCCUAACCUUAAAUAUUUUACUAUCUGCUUCUUUGCUCUUUAUUUGCACAAAGAAUAACACAUGCUAAUUAAAUGUUGUUAAAAUUUAGCAGCAACUAAAGCAUUUAAUGUUAAGAGCAACCAGACUUAAGAGAAUAGUUCUAAAUCAGUUUAAGCCUGAACACUGCUUUGAUUAAUUUUUUUGUUCCUUUUAGAUAUAAUAUGAGCACUCAACAUAAAAUACCUAAAAAUAGCAUCUUCAUUGAGAAAUUCUGAAAUCUGUAUGCCACUUUUCAAUAAAUUUAAAUGAAAGUCAUUCUCUGAAGUAUUUAGUCCACAGCAAUAUUUAAAAGUUUGAUGGUAAUCAGUAUACAUUUUUAUUGGAAAUUUUAUGAUUUAAAAAAAUAAUAAUAAAAUUGUAACCAAAUUUACAAAAGCAUAAAUUUUUAUUUUUUCCACUGAAGGAUGCCAUAACAAAUUAUACAUAUAUUAUUUGUAGCCCUCACUUUCAUUUUGGAAAAUAAUGGAAUGAAGGGUCCCCAUGUAAAAAUAUAAUUCAGUUGUUUCUGAACAGUGAUAUUUCAUUUAAUAUCUGUUAUUGCAAACAUUAAAAUAAAACAGUAAUAAAUUAUGUUCAGUUGAAAUUUCUAUGGUCUCCCUACGGUUGUGUAAACAUUGUAAUAUUCUCAAAGGAUUUCAAUUGUGAUAAACUAUCUCUUUUCAUAGUCCAUUUUCUAUGUGUUACUGCAUGCUGUAUGUUUGUUCAGUGUUUACUGAAGUCGCUGUAAUGUCUUGAUGAGGAUAAAUUAUACUGGAAAUUAUUAUUUUAUAGCUUUAUGAUGGUCAAAUUGAGCUUAAAGGUUGUAAUAGUGAAUAGUCAGCUUCAGCUUCAUUCAUGAUCCCUUCCUGUAUUUCAAAAUUUUCUUUAGUUUUGUAUUAGCUCCAAGAAUCUUGAGCUCUUUCAUCUCUACCAGAGAUCUGUGUUGGGAAAUUUAUACAUUUUACAUUAUUCUUUUAACUAGACUGGAGGGUCUUGAAAAAAUAAGUGACUUUAUAAUUUAUAACACCAUUUUGUUACUUUAUCUUUUUAAUUCUCACUUCAAAUCCCGUAACUCGUUAUUCCAAAGUCAUAGUAAAAAUACUUACUUUAAGGUUUUUUAAAUCUCGUUUUAAUUAUCCCGUUCUACUUGAUGUUCUUUGAAAUUGUUUUCAUUGUUUAAAAUAUUGUGUCUCUAUUAUUUUAGCGGUACUUUCUUUGAGUGCAACUUUUCUUUAUCGGAUCACAGCUCCAACAGAUGAAAAAAAAAAACAUGUUUGUAAAUACACAUUCUGUAUAAGCUCCACCGAAACUAAUAUAAUAAGCUCUAAUAUAAUGUAUUUUCUUGGCUUGGUUCUUGUUUAUUUUAUUUUUAAAAAGCCACCAGGUAAAUAAAGUAUUUACAUAAGAACAGAAUCAGUUUUAUUUUUUUGCUUCUGUGUGACUAAAUUUACUUUUUGUCUUAGAAAAAAUGUGUUUACAUGUAUGCAUAUCUCUUGUCAUGUUCUGCUAGAACAUUUAUAGUGACAUAGUUCAAAUAAACAAGCAUCAGGUGGGGGGACACCAAAUGUAUUAUAGUUUUAGUCCAUUUGGCGUCAUCAAGUAAUCUUGACUAGGACAUUGAAUCCCACUGAUUAGGACAUUUAAUCCCACCUUGAGACAUUUAAUUUUGAUUAAUUAAUUUAUUGGCUAUGUGUAUAAUCCUAUAUUUUAUUACAGUGGUCUUAUAUACCAUAUUUAUCUAGACCAAGGAUCUCAGGACAAAUUGAUGGUCCUUGGACAGCCACAUUAUUAUGCAUGGUCUUUUAUUAAAAUAUGUCAAAUGAAGGACUUUGACUGGCUUCAAGAGAGAGAGAGCUUGAAGCCCCCUGAUCUAUAUCACUUGGUGACAUUAAAGUGAUUCCGAGAGAAUAUUUCCAUUUUGUUUUAUUUUCUAACUUAAAAUAUUUUAUCAUUUAGGUCAUAUUCCACUAAGAAAUUAAAUUUUGUGGCGUCUAAUAAAUGUGCUUUAUAAAUCGUACAGUUAUUUUAUGAAUGUAUAUUGCUUUUGAUCAUGUUUAUUUAUGCAAUAUGAGAACAUGGUAAAACUCUGUAUGACAAAUUAAAUGUAAACUUGUUUC